Molecule: messenger RNA, 1002 nt
Organism: Micromonas pusilla CCMP1545
Lineage: Eukaryota; Viridiplantae; Chlorophyta; Mamiellophyceae; Mamiellales; Mamiellaceae
Exons: 2
Coding region: 17-865 (282 amino acids)
Cellular component (GO): chloroplast membrane
Source: RefSeq, a predicted model, not a curated record
AACGCACGCGGCGACGAUGAACACCAUCUGCGCGCGCGCGGCGUGCGCGACCGUGAGCUGGAGCGUCCAGUCCGGAUCGAACCCGCCCGCUCGGGUGGGAUCUCGUCGGGCGUUCGCGAAGCUCUCGACGAAGUUGAAAAAGAAGAGCCUCGAUCGCGGGUUGGGGUGCGUCACGAGGGCGUCGGACGGGGGCAGCCCGGAGAGCACGACGAUGGACUACCAGGGCGCGCUCAAGUUCCUAGGCCUGAGCGAGAACGCGUCGUCCGAGGACAUGGUCAAGGCGAAGAACCAGAUGACGACUCGGUACGGGGACCAGGACGAGAAGUUGAAAAUGGUCGAGGCCGCGUACGACGUCGUCCUCAUGAGGAGCCUCAUGAAGCGCUCGCAGGGUGAGGUCUCGGACAAGACCGUGAAGUACGCGGACGUGCUCAGCCCGGGGGCGGCGGUGAAACAGAAGCUCCCCCCGGGGUUGAGGGACAUGAUGAACAAGCUCCCUCCCCGCCCCGCGGUCGAGGCGCCGGACCCGGAGACGUUGACCCAGAGCGGCAUCGCGCUGGGCGUGCUCGCCGCGCUCGUCCUCGCGCAGGGUUGCUCGCAGCCGCCCGGGGUGGACGACGCGCCCGGGGUGCAGCUCUCGCUCGCCAUGAUCGGCUCCGUCUGGUUGCUUCGGAAGAAGAAUCUCACGCUGACGCGCGCGAUCGCGCUGUCCGUGCUCGGCCUCGCCGCCGGGUCCGCGGUCGGGGGUGUCGUGGAGGGGUGGCUCAGGGUCGACCUCGUUCCCCUCGGCGCGCUGUCGUCGCCGUCCGCGGUCGUGAGCGAGUUCGGGUUGGUCGGCAUCUUCGCCGCGUCCGCGUUUUUGUUUUGAGACUGACGGCGGAGCGCGCGCGAGCGAGGCGUCGCGGGGCGAGGAGGAUUCGAGAGCGCGCGCCACUAGCAUACGAAGGAGUAUUUAGCGUUGAACCGUUCACACACGUUUUGAUUGUAAGAAUGAUUUUUUUCACG